GCAGUUAACCAAAUCCUAAAACUUUUCAUUGCUGAUUCAACCAUGAGUGAUGUGGUGAGUUCUAUUGUAUUGAGAUAACGAUGAUGGUUACCCUCAUUGAGUUCAAAACUGUGGAAUCCAAAAGCAUAACAAUAAGGAACACACUCUCUAGGUUGAUUGAAGAAUGCAAGAACCUGAGAGAGCUCAAAACAAUUCAUACUCAUAUUCUAAAGUCCCCAACUUUACACAUUGGUGACCAAUAUCAUCUCAUUACCCGUCUCCUUUUUUGUUGCUCCUUUUCCAAUUAUAGUUCUUUCAACUAUGCCACCAAGGUUUUUCACACGAUCAAGAACCCAGAUCUUCGUGUCUACAACAUCAUGAUCAGAGCAAAUGUAAAGAUGGAGGUGGAUGAUGGAACCCAUUUUUGCAGGGCUUUGAUGCUGUAUAAGCAAAUGCUUUGCAAGGACAUUGUGCCCAAUUGCCUCACUUUCACUUUCCUUGCAAAGGGUUGCACUAGGUGGCUGGAAUAUGGUGCUACUGGCCAAGUUAUUCACACCCAAGUGAUAAAGUUUGGAUUUUUUAAGGAUGUUUAUGUUGGGAAUUGUUUGAUUAGCUUGUACAUGAGUUGUGGGUUGUUGAAUAAUGCCAGGAAGUUGUUUGAUGAAAUGGUUGUUAGAGAUGUUGUCACUUGGAACUCAAUGGUUAUUGGGUAUUCGAGAAGUGGAGGACUUGACAUGGCAUUGGAUUUGUUUAGGAAGAUGAAUGGGAGGAAUGUCAUAACUUGGAAUUCCAUUAUUACAGGGCUGGUGCAAGGUGGGAGGGCUAAGGAGUCACUAGAACUUUUCCAUGAAAUGCAGAUUUUGAAUGAUGAUAAGAUUAAACCGGAUAAAAUUACUAUAGCAAGUGUCCUUUCAGCUUGUGCUCAACUUGGUGCUAUAGACCAUGGGAAAUGGGUGCAUGGUUACCUGAGAAGACAUGGCAUAGAGUGUGACGUGGUAAUUGGAACAGCACUAGUCAAUAUGUACGGCAAGUGUGGAGAUGUGCAGAAAGCAUUUGAAAUCUUCAAAGAAAUGCCUCAAAAGGAUACAUCAGCUUGGACAGCAAUGAUUUUGGUGUUUUCUGUUCAUGGAUUAGGUUGGAAGGCUUUUGAUUGCUUUUCAGAUAUGGAAAGAGCUGGAGUAAAGCCAAACCAUGUGACAUUUGUUGGAUUAUUGUCAGCUUGUGCUCAUUCUGGUUUGGUUGUGCAAGGUCGCUGGUGCUUCGAUGUCAUGAAAUGUGUUUACUUAAUUGAACCGCAAGUUUAUCACUAUGCUUGCAUGGUUGAUAUUCUUAGCAGAGCCAGACUCUUUGAUGAGUCAGAGAUUCUCAUAAGAAGCAUGCCAAUGAAGCCAGAUGUUUAUGUUUGGGGUGCAUUACUUGGAGGAUGUCAGAUGCAUGGGAAUGUAGAAUUAGGAGAAAAGGUAGCUCAUAAUUUGAUAGAGUUGGAACCUCGUAAUCAUGCUUUCUACAUAAACUUGUGUGAUAUAUAUGCUAAAGCUGGCAGGUUUGAUGCUGCCAGAAGAAUUAGGAAUCUAAUGAAAGAAAGAAGAAUAGAAAAUAAAAUCCCAGGCUGUAGCAUGAUUGAAAUCAAUGGAGUGGUUCAAGAAUUCUCAGCUGGAGGAUCAUCUGAACUUCCCAUGAAAGAACUAGUAUUGGUCUUAAAUAGACUAAGUAAUGAGAUGAAGAUAUGUGUAUAGUAGUUAUCAGAAGCAGCAGAAGACUUCAAAUGGUUGUAUGGCAAAUCUGCACAUUGCCUUAUUAAUUUAACAGUAGUCCAACAAUCAACCAUGUGCUGCAAUGUGUGGCCAUCCACCAAUUCAAUUAUUGAUUGAUGUGGUAUAAAUACACACUACUCUUCUACAGUAUGCUUGGUACCUUCAUAUCAGAUUGGGAUCUCAUCAACAGAAUUGUCUCCAAACAUCAUGCAAUUCAGAACUCCCAAAAAUCAAGCAAACUGAUGAGAAAAUUUUCACCAUAAGUGAUCUCGUCGUGCAAUUCCUUAUUUACAUUGUUUAGUAUUUCAAUUGAUGAUUAAGUGGCUGUAAAUAGAAUCUACUGUGAAUUUUCUCUCUCCUUCCUGGUUUAUGGUGGCAUUCAUCCAUGAAUCUGCUUAUUACUUACCUUUUCAAUAAAAAUUAGGCAUUUUGAUAUGCCAAUUUAACUAAUUAUAGCUAAGUUAUACCCUUUAU
Abrus precatorius (Indian licorice) is the source of this 2207-nucleotide messenger RNA. RefSeq names its product pentatricopeptide repeat-containing protein At5g66520-like. Lineage: Eukaryota; Viridiplantae; Streptophyta; Magnoliopsida; Fabales; Fabaceae. Gene Ontology annotation, molecular function: protein binding; RNA binding. The transcript is spliced from 2 exons. Bases 81 to 1715 code for a protein of 544 amino acids. Gene Ontology annotation, biological process: RNA modification. The record is from RefSeq and is a predicted model, not a curated record.